This is a messenger RNA of Theobroma cacao (cacao), 2979 nucleotides long. Its product is annotated as aluminum-activated malate transporter 10-like. The record is from RefSeq and is a predicted model, not a curated record. Lineage: Eukaryota; Viridiplantae; Streptophyta; Magnoliopsida; Malvales; Malvaceae. Gene Ontology annotation, biological process: malate transport.
UCUCUCUCUGACUCUCUCCCAGUGUUUACCAGAUAAUGGCUUUUAGAUUUUAAUUCAGUUUGCACUAAGCUCAAAUGGUUUAAUAUGGUCUCUACUCGUUACAUGGUCAAAUGCUAGAGGAGCAGCAUAUUAUUCUCCAUAUGAUGUGAAAAAUUUAAGUAAUGUAAGUGGAAGUAUUAGCUUCCCAUGUUGUGUUUGUCUUGGUUUGCCAAUUAGGAUUGGUAUGUUGUUUUUUCCACCUGAAUUCUUUGUCAUGGUUGCAAUGGCUAUAGUUUAUACAUAGAGUUAAAAAAGAAAGCACCUGUCACUUGUACACAGGCUUUUGUCAAACUGAAAAUGCACUGUCUUUGAAUUUGUCUGAUAACGUGAUAUAUAUAUAUUAUGUAGUCAUGGCUUUUGCUGUCUUGCGCAAUGAUCAUCGAUGACUAAGCUGGCCAAUUGUACCUAAGAUCCAUGAAUGUGCUGAUCACAUCACCUAGCACUGACCUGGGGCCUUCAACGUAAAUUAGCCUGAACAAGUUGCCUCAAUUAGAAAUAAGUGUCGCUUGGCCAUGUUAUCGCCUCUAAAGGACAGUGGAUCAAAAAGAAUUGCCAAGUGUUGGUCACUAUGUCAACUUACCUACCGAAAGGGGAUAUAUAAAUUCUUCUGAAUUUAUUUGAAGCAGUCAAGUUAUAAAUAUAUGCUUGGCAAUGGGGUUUAGUCCAAACAUAACAGUGUAGACAAAUAGGAAACAAAGAAAGUGGGAGCUUUUUCGGAAACAGCUCUCCUUUUAUUGUAGAAUCAAAAGCCAUUUUCUACCAACAACCUGAGUCCUCUCAUUCUUGUAAAAAAUUUCACUCAACAUGGCAAAGGAAGCCGCUGGCAAAUUGGAAUGGAGGACAAAUGUACCUGAUGAGACAUCGAAGAAACUAGAGCCAGACUAUGGCCUCGUGGGCAAAACAUGGCUAAGAUUAAAAUGUGUUAUGGGAGGACUAGUUAUGAAAGUUUGGGGUUUCUUGGAGAAGGUAUGGAAUUUAGGAGUUGCGGAGCCUAGAAAGGUCAUCCAUUGUGCCAGAGUAGGGCUGGCACUUUCCAUUGUGUCACUUUUCUACUACAUAAGGCCUUUGUAUGAUGAUUUUGGAGGGAAUGUUAUGUGGGCAGUGAUGACCGUCGUGGUUGUUUUCGAAUACACUGUAGGCGCCACAUUGUCUAAAUGCAUUAACAGAGCAACAGGAACUAUUCUUGCGGGGGCACUUGGUGUUGGUAUCCACUGGGUGGCUGAUCGGUCCGGAGAUAAGUUGAAACCCAUAGUCCUUGGGGUCUCAGUUUUUUUCUUUGCUUCAGCUGCAACCUUCUCAAGGUUCAUUCCAUCGGUUAAAGCCCGUUUUGAUUAUGGCGCUAUGAUCUUCAUCCUCACCUUCAGCUUGGUAUCAGUUUCUGCCUACCGCAUGGUAGAGUUGUUCGAGUUGGCUCAAGAUAGGUUAUCCACAGUUGCCAUUGGAGCUUCCUUGUGCAUCCUUGUAACCAUGCUCUUCUGUCCCAUCUGGGCUGGCUGUGAGCUUCACCGCCUGAUUCAUCAGAACAUGGAAAAGCUCGUGGACUCCUUGGAUGGAUGUGUGGCUCAUUACUUCAAAGACAGUGGAAAUUUGACUAUUAGUGAGGAGGAUCUCAACAAGAAGAUACAAGGAUAUAAAUGUGUGCUUAAUUCCAAGGCAACGGAGGAAUCUAUGUGCAAUUUUGCGAGAUGGGAACCAACACAUGGCCGGUUCAACUUUGGACACCCAUGGAAACAAUACCUCAAGAUUGGGGCUUCACUGCGCCGGUGCGCUUACUGCAUUGAGACUCUUAAUAGUUGCGUCGGCUCAGAUAUUGAGGCACCCCCAUGCAUAAGGAAGCAUCUUAGUGACAAGUGCUUGAAAGUCAGCUCCUAUUCUACUAAUGUCUUGAAGGAAUUGGCAAUAACAAUCAUGAAGAUGAAAAAGUCGUCCAGGAUAGAAUUCAGAGUUGCAGAGAUGAACUUCGCAGUACAAGAACUUCGGGACGCCUUGAAAUCUUUGCCUAGCCACCUUCUUGCACCCCCAUCAUCAACAGGGGAAGAAUCAACCGAAGCCAAAUCAGUGCCCAUCAAAAAAGCCGACGUACUACCUCCGAUCAUGAAGGUUCUUCCACUGAUCACGGUAGUGUCUUUGUUGGAAGAAAUUGCUGCAAGAAUAGGAGGGGUUGCUGAUGCAGUGGAAGAGCUGGCGAGCCUUGCAGAAUUCAAGCCUGCAAAGGAUCGAAAACCCAAGCAAAACCUACCUACUAACAAAAUUAUUUCAGAUAACCUUAAUCGUCAAACCAUAUAAAGGACCAACCCAGAAGUUUAAGUUGAUUGUAAUUACCCUGGCAGAAAGUUGAUAAUGAGUGUUGUUGUGUUUUACCUUGUAAAGACGCUUUUAAUAGGUUUAAAGGUUAGUUUUAUUACCUUAUAAUGUUUAUGGUUAAAUUGACCAUACUCUCUCAAUCAAGAUUAACUUACGUACUUUUGGGCCAUGGCUAACAAGAGACGCCAAAAGGGACAGGACAAACCACUGAAGAACCUGCGGGCUACGUUGUGAAAAUCUUGUUCGUUGCUGGCUUUAUCUAUUGCAUUACAGCUUGCAGUGCACCAACUCUGUUCAUGCGUACGCGCACUACAAGCCGUAGUACUCUGAUUAUUAGAAUCAAUUAGAAGUGAAUUGUAGAAAAUGCUGGAAAAUUGUCAGUUGUCACGCAUGAUAUGGUUGAAAACACGUCGUUCCAUGCAUGAAAAGAGCUAGCGACACCAAAACAGUGGGGGAAAAUUGUCAACAUGGAGAGACUUUCUCCAACUAUGCUAUUACCCACGACUCUGUCGGAAGAUCCCCUGCUUUUACCUUACGUUCAACUAGGGAUGAAGUUCUGCUAAAAAUACAUGGGAACAUGUUGCUAUUGCACGCUCUCGGGUCUAGAACUAAAAGAUUUGUUAUUAUUUGUUAUGG